Molecule: messenger RNA, 1776 nt
Organism: Perca fluviatilis (European perch)
Lineage: Eukaryota; Metazoa; Chordata; Actinopteri; Perciformes; Percidae
Exons: 9
Coding region: 482-1462 (326 amino acids)
Cellular component (GO): membrane
Source: RefSeq, a predicted model, not a curated record
CCUACAUUUUUACUGUUUGUUUAUAUCCAAUGCUGUGAGUCUGUCAGCAGAGCUACUGGGAGAGGAGGAGAGACUGGGAACUCACAACACAGAAGGAAGAGAGCCACUGUUGAACCUGAAGGAGGAAAUACGUUGAGAAGUUUGAGAAACAUCAGAGGAAAAACUAAAAGAGAAGGAGAAGAACAGAUCGACGGGCUAAAGACCUGGAUUUGGCUGGCUUGAAGGCCAUUCUUGCCCAUGUGAUAAGGCUCUCUAGUCUGCGAAGGAGCCAGCAGCAUUCUGUCACUGAUGUUGAUGUGACCAUCAGAUCGUCCAUAAAAGCUCGUAUUGGAGGCGAUGCCAUGCAGAUGUUAUUGUCCCAGAGGUGAAUCUCAAACUGAAGCUGCCAUAGUAGUCCCAAAUUAGUUCUUGGAUCUUCUCUGGGACACGAUAUACACUGAAGACAGCACACAGGGUGAUCAGAGAGUCGCUCCACCUGGACAUGUAUCACCUGUUGUUGGUGCUGUUGCUGCUGUGCAGCUCAGGACUCCAGGCUGAAGGAGAACCGAACUCAACAGAGUCUUUCAGGUUGGUGGGAGGAAAGAGUCGCUGUGCAGGAACACUGGAGGUGAAACUGGAGGAAUGGAGACCAGUGAGUUACAUUACAGUAGAUUAUUACUCUGACUGGAAACUGAAGACAGCAGCUGCUGUCUGCAAAGAGUUGGACUGUGGCUCUGCUGUUUCUGUAGAAGAGAGAAAAGACUCCUCAGACAAAUCUGCGUUGUGGAUCAGGUCUGACUGUGUUCAGUCUGGAUCUGCUCUGAGGGACUGUGUAGUAGCAGGUUCCCCUUCCUCCAUCCUCACCUGCUCAGACCUCCUUCUUCAGCCCAACAUCUCUGUGUCCUCCAUGGACGGGGUCUCUGAGGCCCAGCAGCAGGGGUUCCAGGUGUUCAGGGGCUCCAACUUCACCAUCAGCUGCUCCAUCCAGCCACAGUACCCAGGAGGCUCCUUCCAGCUCACCUUCACCUCCUCCAACUCAACACACAACUCCACCCAGCCAGCUGUCAAUCACUCUGCCCACUUCCUGUUUCCUGCUGCAGAGCCCGCCCACCAAGGAACAUACAGAUGUGUUUAUCAUCUCUAUGUUUUCUCUCAUAACUUCUCUUCUGAGAGCUGUCUGCUCUCUCUCACUGUCUCAGAACCAUCAGAACCAUCAGAUCCAUCAGGUCCAUCAUCAGAUCCAUCAUCAGAUCCAUCAUCAGAUCCAUCAAAUCCAUCAGCUCUACCAUGUCCGGCACCUUUAAUCAUCGGAGUGGUUGUCUUACUCUCGCUGACUCUGCUGUUGGUGAUCACUGCUCUUUCCUUCUACUGUAAGGCCAGCAGGGGGCAGAAGCCGGACAGACCGAGGAACAUUGUGCUGGUUUAUUAUAAGCGUUUUUUUUCUGCAGCUGAAGGAGGGCUGACUGAAGAGGAAGGAGCAUAGAGAGCAGAGUAACACCUCCAAGGAUCUCAUCUCACAUGCAGAUGGAUUUUAUUAUUCGACUUCCCUUUAACUGUUGUCUAAGCCAUGUCUUCCCAUCUUUGGGUCACCUGGUUUCCUUGUGUAAUAAUAGUGCGUUCCAUUUACCUUGGAACUCAGAAACCAGAGCUGGGAAUUAUGUAACACCUGAGUUGACUGCUUCAAUUUAACAAGUCUCAUUUUCAUUGUGGGGUUAGCUCUAGCCAGGUUAGCUACUGUUAGCAAUACCAGUUGAUAACAACGCAAUACGCUAAUUUUGUGUUGUAUUAACAGGAGAG